Molecule: messenger RNA, 2855 nt
Organism: Synchytrium microbalum
Lineage: Eukaryota; Fungi; Chytridiomycota; Chytridiomycetes; Synchytriales; Synchytriaceae
Exons: 3
Coding region: 42-2855 (937 amino acids)
Molecular function (GO): protein binding
Source: RefSeq, a predicted model, not a curated record
UUGCUACAUGGGCAUUCCAGCUGGCAUCGUAUGAUCCCGAUAUGAGACAGGAAUUAAAGGAUUUAUACAGAGCUGAACCUAACUUUUUAAUCAAUAUGCCAUCGAUUGGGCUGCAAUUGGAACAGCUUAUAGUUAGACCACUAUGCAAAUACCGUGGUGAUAAGGCCGUUAUAUUGCUGGACGCACUGGACGAAUGUGCAGUAGAAGAUAUCAAGCUACGAAGUGAGUUUCUAGAAACUCUUGGCAGAACAUUUGCUAGGCUCCCCACGAAUAUCUCGAUAUUUGUGACCAGUCGCCCUUUGCAGCAUCUUCGAAAGCAGCUAUCGAACUAUACACCACGAAUGAUGACACUAGAAGCCACCGAAAACUUGAAUGAUAUAAAGCUCUACGCACGGUACCGAGUGAACCGUCUACGCCCCUUUUUGGGGUCAGACCCAAGCAUCGACACUCUAGCCGAUAAACUAUCUACCAUGGCACACGGCCUAUUCGUAUGGUUGUAUCUGGCCUGCGACACAAUAGAUAAAUCUGACGAUCCAGUCGAAACCGUUGCCGAACUGGAAGAGCGAACUCUCGGAAAUGAUGAAGAUCGUAUGGACGCUAUAUAUACUAGAGCUUUGGUGUCUAGCUACAAAGGAGCUCCAGAGUCAUCAAUCCCAUCGUACACCAAACAAGUAGGAGCACUUGUAGCACUUCGAACAGCAAUGUCGGUCGAGGGACUAUCAGCUUUAUUAGGCCUCUCAUCUACGUCAGUCAAAGUAAACUUGUCUCGUCUAGAAUCGCUUCUUGUAAUGUCAAAGUCAUCAGUACAGCUAAUGCACAAGUCGGUGGCUGAUUUCAUCACUUCGAAAGACCGCUGUGCUAGAGAUGCCUCGCCGUUUUAUAUCGAUAAACAGAAAGCAGAAUCUUACCUUUCCAGAAUGUGUUUGCUUGCCCUACCAUCCAGCCUGAGUCAUGACAGUGUUCAAAAGCAGAUUGAACGACUACGAGGCAUUGCACCAUUAGGUAGUCCCACGCACAUUACCUAUGCUUGCUCUCAUUGGGCAGAUCAUCUAGAUUCCGUUGAAGAGCUAGACGAGGAGCUGAAUCAGACCCUGCUACAGGCGCUCCAAAUCUAUGGUCGGGGAAUGCUGAUAGUAACCGUAUUAAAAAAUCGCCCAUGUGCUUUAACUCAUAUAUUGAAAGUCGGUGGAGGAUCGACUUUAUUGAAAGCUGCCGAGGAUGUAAAGUUCUUCCAAAGCCACAUUUUGGAGGAAGCUGUCACCUCCAACCAUGCAGAUAUCUGUGAAGCUCUGUUGAAAUAUGGUGGUGCUGACGUAGAUUGUCCCAUCUAUGGCGGGACAAUGACAUCCGAGGACAGUAAAGGGUUCACCCCUCUGCGGAUUUGUAUCCUCAGCACCCUCAUUGAGUCGCUGAAAGUCAUUUUACGUCACGGAGCCGACAUGGAUAAUGAACCGUAUCUUGAACUAUUUUCAACAGGAGCAGUGGUGAACGAGAUGAUGAUUGAACGUCUUCGUCGCAGAGUGGAAUUGGAAGAAUCUAAUAUGGAUGAUAUGAUGAAUGCCGCAAGGCUAGGUGAUGUCGGACGGCUGAAACAAUUGCUAGAAAUUAAUCCGUUAAUGGAUAUCAACCGACAGUACAAAGACUGUGGCAACAAGACCCUGUUAGUCGUAGCAUCUCAUCCACUUCACCAUGCUUGCUCGUUCGGUUCCUUGGAUAUCGUCAAGGCCUUAAUGACUGCUGGAUCUUUAUUAGACGGCGAAGGUCUCGACAAUAGGGACAGUAUCUUGAACAAUAAGUUUUACAGACCCAUUGACGUGGCCUGUGAGCAGGCUCACAUAGACAUAGUUAGUUGGUUGCUCGAUAAUGGAGUCAGCCCGUCUGCGCUCGCCGAUGGAAAAGUCCAUCCUCUGUUUUAUGCAGCGGUGGGAGGAUCUGUGGAGAUCAUUCAGUUACUGUUAUCAAAGGGGGUAGACGUCAACUAUCAAAGUAAAUACCUGGGCACCGCAAUAUAUGGCGCUGCUUUGACUGGAGCCGAGAACAGUGCCGCAUAUCUUCUCAGUGUCGGCGCCGACUCUGAACUUGGCUUGGAUGCAGAGCAUGUGGAAAUGGAGAACAUUCGAAUGACAAAAUUCUCCCCGUUGAAUAUAGCCAUGUCUAGAAGUUAUUCAGAUAUAGUUGCCAUGCUGCUUCCCCGAUCUCGUGCCAUCGACAAGAGCGUGGAACUGAAGUUGAAUUAUAUGGGUAUAUGGAUUUCAGUCUUUACGACACCAUUGGUCUUAGGAGCUAUAAACGACAACCCAAAAUUAGUACAGAUUAUGCUAGACUAUGGAGAAGACCUUGAAAGACAAAUGCCAGUUGCAGUGAUCGAGCAGAUGUCUGGGUCGACAGCACUGCUAUAUGCUGCAGCUUAUGGGCGAAUUAACAUAGCCAGGAUGUUACUAGAUGCAGGUGCCGACAUCAAAGCUGUUUCCGCUAUAAGGAGAACUUGCUUGCAUAUUGUAGCGUCCAAACCUCUAGGAGACCGAAAUAAGUCUGAUAUGGUACGCCUCUUACGGUUUUAUCAAGCUGGCCUCGACGAUGUGGAUCUAGAUGGAUGUACCGCACUGUAUCUUGCCGUCACCGCCAAGGGUAUACAGACGGUAGAAACGUUGCUAGAGCUAGGAGCUAAUGUGAAUAUAGCCGAUAAUUUGGGCAAUACUCCUUUGCAUGAAGCAGUUAAACGGAAUGCUGGCAACAUGGUCACUGUAUUGGUUAAUGGAGGUGCAGAUAAAACUAAGGAGAAUCUGGAAGGAAUGACGCCUCUAAAGUUUGCUCAGAAGCAAGGAUACAACAAUCUUGUGCAGCUGUUGAAGUGA